This is a messenger RNA of Thunnus maccoyii (southern bluefin tuna), 678 nucleotides long. Its product is annotated as glutathione S-transferase A-like. Gene Ontology annotation, molecular function: glutathione binding; glutathione transferase activity. Lineage: Eukaryota; Metazoa; Chordata; Actinopteri; Scombriformes; Scombridae. The record is from RefSeq and is a predicted model, not a curated record. The transcript has 6 exons. Gene Ontology annotation, cellular component: cytoplasm. The coding region runs from base 1 to 678 and encodes 225 amino acids.
AUGGCAAAGUCAAUGAGUCUCCUGUGGGGGGCUGGAUCCCCUCCCUGCUGGCGAGUUAUGAUCGCUCUGGAGGAAAAGAAGCUGCAGGGCUACAAACACAAGCUACUGUCCUUUGAGAAAGAACAGCACAAAUCUCAGGAAGUCUUGGAAAUCAACCCAAGAGGACAGCUCCCUGCCUUCAAACAUGGAGACAACAUACUGAAUGAGUCCAGUGCUGCAUGUUUAUACCUGGAGAAUCAGUUCAAGUUGCAGGGCAACAAGCUGAUCCCUGACAGUCCUGCAGAGCAAGCAAUGAUGUUCCAACGCAUGAUGGAGGGUCUCACCCUCACUGAUAAACUCAAUUCAGUCAUCUACUAUGACUGGUUUGUCCCUGAAGAAGAGAGACAUGAUGCUGCUAUGAAGAGGAACAGGGAAGCUCUGGCUGCUGAACUCAAACUGUGGGAGGGUUAUCUGCAGAAGGUGGGUGCUGGCUCGUACCUGGCGGGAGCGUUCUCAUUGGCUGAUGUGAUUGUCUUUCCAAACAUUGCUUAUGCUUUUCGUUUUGGGCUGUCGGUUGGACGCUACCCCAAACUGGCCAAAUACUACAGCCUGUUGAAGGACAGACCCAGCAUUAAAACCAGCUGGCCCCAACACUGGCUGUCCAGCCCACAGGGUUAUGAUGUCCUGAAGGACCUCUGA